This is a messenger RNA of Acanthopagrus latus (yellowfin seabream), 5775 nucleotides long. RefSeq names its product protein tyrosine phosphatase non-receptor type 21 (gene ptpn21). The transcript has 19 exons. Bases 366 to 3983 code for a protein of 1205 amino acids. Gene Ontology annotation, molecular function: protein tyrosine phosphatase activity. The record is from RefSeq and is a predicted model, not a curated record. Gene Ontology annotation, cellular component: cytoskeleton. Gene Ontology annotation, biological process: protein dephosphorylation. Lineage: Eukaryota; Metazoa; Chordata; Actinopteri; Spariformes; Sparidae.
GGAUGUAGACGGAAUACGCUUGUUGCUCUUCCAAUCCCAGGAAGCGAAACACGCUUGGAACUUGAGUGAACUGUCGGACCAGGAGGCAUGGAGUGCAACGCCACUGUGCUCCAUAAACAAACUAAAGACAAAUGAGCUGUCUCUCAUUCCGACAAGAAGCUAACAAGUAGAAACCCGUUGGCCUCGAUGGCGGAAUCCCUCAGGACCUAAUCCUUGUUGGACUACUGAAUUUCAUCUGGUGGCUAACGAUCUCUGCUGAUGAUGAACCUCACCACUUUGGACAUUGACACAGUUUUCCAGGGGACAGCAAGGGGAUUAAUUUCUCUGGACUAAGUGAAGACCUCCCUCUUGAAGAAGUGUGAAACAUGCCCUUGCCAUUUGGCUUAAAACUCAAAAGGACUCGAAGGUAUACUGUUUCAAGCAAGAGCUGUCUUGUCACUCGGAUUCAGCUGCUCAAUGGAGAGUUUGUUGAGUUUACACUUUCGGUGGAGAGCACUGGGCAGGAAUGUUUAGAGGCAGUAGCUCAGCGACUUGAGUUAAGAGAGAUCACAUACUUCAGCCUGUGGUACUUCAAUAAGCAGAACCAGCAGAGAUGGAUUGACUUGGAGAAGCCGCUGAAAAAGCAGCUGGACAAGUAUGGGCUGGAGCCCACCGUUUACUUUGGAGUCGUGUUUUACAUACCCAGCCUCACCCAACUGCAACAGGAGAUCACAAGAUAUCAGUAUUAUCUCCAGCUGAAGAAGGAUGUUCUCGAUGGCAGGAUAUCAUGCUCACUAGAGCAAGCUAUUCGUUUAGCUAGCUUGGCAGUGCAAGCUGAUUUUGGGGACUUCAAUCGAUAUGAUUCCCAGGAAUUUCUCCAGAAGUUUGUGCUGUUUCCUAUUGACUGGAUCCAGGAUGAACGAGUGCUGGAAGAGGCCACUCAGAAGGUGGCUCUUCUGUAUCAGUCCUUCAGAGGCUUAUCAGCUCCGGACGCAGAGAUGUUGUACAUGCAGGAGGUGGAGAAAAUGGAAGGUUAUGGCCAGGAAAGCUAUCAAGCAAAGGACAGUACAGGCACAGAUGUUGCCCUGGGAUCUUGCCUUGACGGCAUCUUUGUCAAGCAUAAAAAUGGCAGGCCGCUUCUUUUAUUUAGGUGGAAUGAAAUUAACAACAUGAGUCACAACAGGUCCUUCUUUGCCCUGGAGCUAACCAACAGAGAAGAGAGUGUCCAGUUCCAGACUGAAGACAUGGAAACCUCAAAAUAUGUGUGCCGGAUGUGUCUGGCCAGACUCAAGUUUUAUAAGAUUAACAAGAGUAGCCUCCAAACCCAGCCCACAGUCGUCAACCCAGUCAGACGGAGAUCGUCUACUAGAAUAUCUCUGCCAAAACCUCAGGCUUACAUGAUGCCCCCUCCACAAAUGCACUACAAUGGCCACUUCACAGAGCCUUACACUUCAUCACAAGACAACCUGUACAUGAACAGUCAGAACGGUUAUUACUACCACUCCCAGACCAGUCUGGACUGUCCCCCUCUGGAAUACGGCAGUGGCGGGCGAUUACGUAAUGGUAGCGUGUACAGCGCCCACAGCACCAGCUCUCUAACCAACCCCCAGCACUACCUGCAGCCCUCUCCCUUGUCCUCAAACCCCUCCAUCACUAGUGAUAUCACCAGGCCUGACUACGUCCCCUCCCAUCGCCACAGCGCCCUCAUCCCACCGUCCUACCGUGCCACUCCUGAUUACGAGACAGUGAUGCGCCAGAAAACCCGAGGAGCAGGAGGAGGCAUGGUUCUGUCUCAAGAACACCGGCAGAGCCACUCCAUGAGGAACCUUAACAUUGGAAACUCAUAUGCCUACAGCAGACCAGACCCUCUAGUGUAUAGCCAGCCAGAGAUCAGAGGGGAACAUGGUGGAGCAGCCCAGCAGUACCACUAUCCCUUCCAUCUGGGCUCCAGCUUCCAUAGCCCCUCUCCAUACCCAUAUCCCACAGAGAGGAGGCCUGUAGUUGGGGCAGUUAGUGUCCCAGAGCUCACUAAUGUCCAGUUACAGCAGGCCCAGGAGUAUCCAGCCCCUAACAUCAUGAGAACACACGUGUACCGACCGCCUCCCCCCUACCCAUAUGCCCACCCUCGGCCUGCAAACAGUACACCUGACCUGUCGCGUCACCUGUAUGUCAGCAGCAGCAACCCAGAUCUGAUCAUCACGAGGCGUGUGCACCACUCAGUCCAGACUUUCCAGGAAGACAGCCUGCCUGUUGCGCAUUCUUUACAAGAGGUGUCGGAGCCUCUCUUCAGCGGGCCCCCACACAGACACCCAUAUCAUGCUCAGAAGCGUAACUCCAUCGAGAUUGCUGGAUUGGCGCACAGUCUAGAGGGGAUGAGGGUCAAAGAACGGACUGUGUCUUCCUCAGCAGCUGAAACUGCCACGCCACCUCCUGUGUUGCGUGGCGGCCGCUCUCAGGGCUCUCAGCUCAACGUGUUUUUGGAGCGCACAAAGACAGAGGACAGAGGUGACAUUAAGGAGGAUGUUCACUAUGGACACAAAAAGUCCCUCUCGGAUGCCACCAUGCUGGUUCACAGCAGCGGCGAAGAAGAAGAGUUUGAGGAUGACAGCGGGCGUCACACUCCUCUUUCUCAGGAUGCAAUAGCAGCAGUGAUUGUUCCUGAGCAGCCAUCACAGCAACAUCACAGCUUGACAUCGCUGUCCUCUCUUACACCUCAACAGACUCCCAUUGAACCACCUCCUGCGUACCCUAUAGGCUCCUCUCUCGACCCAUCUAUAACCAGCUCCUUGACCUACAAGGUUCACCCCCUGAUCCAGGAGGGUGAGCCUCUUUUCCUGUUGUCAGAUUUACGACAGCCCAGGAUUAUGCCAUCAGUAUCUGAGGGAGACCUAAGUGGGCAGGCCAAGCAGAAGACGAAGAAAGACUUCAAGAAGAGGCCUGUGUCUGAUGUGCCCCCUGGGAAGAAAACAGUAGAAGGCUUACCCCCUCCGGGCAUGAAGAAAGGAGCUAGGUCAGAAGUGAAAAAGAUGGGCCCUCUGAAGGUAGCCCAUCUCAACGGCCUGUCGGUGUCCAGGCAGCCAAUGCACGACGAGAUCAAGGAUGAGCCUGAGAGAGCCUCUAAUGACGAGAGGUGUAAACUGCUGGAGCAGCAUAUGGAGCGGGGAGAGUUGUUAAAAGAGUUCGAGAGCAUCCCAAAGCGUCAUCCAUCAGGGGAGUGUACCAUCGCCCAGCUGCCAGAGAGCGGAGACAAAAACCGCUUCCAAGACGUCCUGCCUUAUGAUAGCACCCGAGUGGAGCUGGUACCCACUAAAGAGAACAAUACGGGAUACAUCAAUGCAUCACAUAUCAGAAUAACAGUAAGUGGACAGGAGUGGAGCUACAUUGCCACGCAGGGUCCCCUGACGAACACGUGUCAGGACUUUUGGCAGAUGGUGUGGGAGCAGGGUGUCUCCAUCAUCGCCAUGGUCACCGCUGAAGAGGAGAGCGGGCGAGAGAAGAGCUUCCGGUAUUGGCCCCGACUUGGCUCUCGACACAACACAGUGACGUACGGUCGCUUCAAGAUCACGACGCGGUUCCGCACAGAGUCCGGCUGCUUCGCCACUACAGGGCUGAAGAUCAAACACCUCCUGACAGGCCAAGAGAGAACCGUCUGGCACCUGCAGUACACAGACUGGCCCGACCACGGGUGUCCCGAUGACUUCAAAGGCUUCCUCACCUACCUGGAGGAAAUCCAGUCCGUGAGGAGACACACAAACAGCAACAGUGACCCAAAGAACACCAACCUACCUGUGCUUGUCCACUGUAGUGCUGGAGUGGGACGGACUGGAGUCGUCAUCCUGUCUGAGAUCAUGAUAGCCUGUCUAGAGCACAAUGAGGCGCUGGAUGUCCCAAAGAACCUGAUGAAGCUGCGUGCUCAGAGGAUGUUGAUGGUUCAGACCUUGGCUCAGUACACCUUCAUCUACAAGGUUCUCAUCCAGUACCUCCGCAACUCCAGGCUCAUAUGAGCUCGAGUAUCCUUCUGGUCCGACAUACAUAGGAUGGAGUUUGCUUCAGGUUUAUGCUCAACUGCACUGAGAUGAUGUAGCUGAAUAAACCUGUUCAAUGUAGCGGUCAGUAUUCAGUGGUCUAAAAUCAGGUGAAGCUGAAGGAAUGAGUGGACGUAGAAGAAAGAUGUGAAUCGACAUGAAGGAGCAUAAAGACUUGUGACCUGCCUCCAAACAGUAUUAUAUAUAUUAUUUCUCACAUACAUUAUCGCUUAAUAAAGCCCAGCACUUUUACAGUACUUUGCUGUACAUAUUAAACCAAUGUUAAGCUGCAGUAAAAAACAAUCUUUAUCAUAGAUGUGUAUCAAAAACAGCUGGCAAAGGUAUGAAAUAUGUUUCAGAUUGCUGUUUGGUGACUAUUGGUUCUGAUAAUUAAGGACUUUACUGUAGUAAUGAAGACAGUGAAAAAAUCUGAUCUCAUAUGAGGGUUUGAUUACAAAAGGAUUUUUUUUUUUUUUUUUUUACUUCAUGUGACCUCUGGUGAUACAGACAGGGUUUGUCCCUGUAUUUAACUUAAUAAGAAUAUAUAGAUCAACAUCGAGCAGAAUGAUGCCAAUGUAUACCCUGUGAUUACGUAGGAUUGUUCCAAACAACAAAGCAUGUGCUUAAGACAAAUGUACAUAUUCUCUCAGUGCACAAGCAAGAUUGCCCUUACAAAGAAAGGUUGACAGUGAUGGAUUGAACACUGGAUUGAUGGGGAGUAGAAAUGCCUUGUACAAGUUGCAGAAAGUAUAUAAUUAAUGAGAGAAGAAAAUCACUGAGUGGAAAAACUGGAAAAAAUAUUUUAUACUAAUUUUUCAUCCAUUUUUUUAUCAUAAGAACUCUAAGUGCUGUAUUUGAUAAGAUCAAUAUACCUUUAAGACGAAGUGCCUAAAUAUUUGCAUUGUAAAUUUUAAAGAGCUGUGUUAUUUUUGGAUUAUAUGAAGGAAAUGUUUUCUCAGUCAAUGUCGUUUAUUGCUUGUUUGACUGCAGUGAAAUGCUUUUUAUUAAUGGCAGUUGUUGCUCAGAAACAAAAGAAAAAGCAGUGAUCAUAGUAGUUCUGGAAUUUGGCUUGGAUCCCCUAAAUUGUGACAGUAUUCAGGUGUAUCUAAUAUCGCUGUGCAGCUCAGUAUUAGUGUGAAGCAGAGAGUUAUCUCUAGUUACAGCAUUCUGCUCAUCUUCAGUCCAGUCAGAGACAUUUCCUGCUGUUACAAAUGACCUCUUGACUGUGGAUGAGCACCAUCUGACCAGUAUGUGUCUGUUUACUGCUGCAGCUAUGAAUAGUAUUGACAGCUCAAUUAUGAAGUCCACCUGUACAGAAACAAAGUUUACAUGAAGUGAAGUAUCUUUGGAAUAUUUUGCGUAGGCGCCAACUUAAGUUAUAAUGUGGCCAAAUUGAAGAGAAUAUUUGUCUUACCAUUUUUUCUUAUUAGUGUCAGACACAUGGGUUCUGAUCUUAACUGGAGAAAAAUACAUUGAUGUAUUUUGACUGGAUCCUUUGAAGGCCCGUAUGAAUUUGCGACGUGUUUUUUUGGUUUUACCAUACUGAUUGAGUCUUAGUGUGGAGACUGAAAAGAGUGAUUUUUGUGGCCAAGGUGCGACUGUUUGUACAGGUAUGUUGUUCAUAAUGUACACAAUGUAAAAUUCUGCUUUUAUGAAUAUUGGUUAUUGUAAAGACUAUGUAUAAACUGUAUCUAUUGAACAACAAAUGGUAUGCCAUUGAAUAAAACAUGUAGAAAAUCUUUUCAGCCAAGAAUAAAUAUUUGGAAGUAAA